CGACAGCGUUGGACGCAGGGACGCGGCGUAGUGUGUACUAAAUACUAAUUACUAAAGGGUAAAUCGCUAAAUAGUCGUUUUUAUCGUUGUUAAUUGUUAAUUGUGAAUGUGUUCAGUUUUUCUGUUUGUGUGUACUCCGCGUCAAGCCAGAACUUAAUAGGCGCAUAAGCAUAGCUCACAAUGACUCAAUUCCUGCCGCCCAAUUUGCUGGCGCUUUUCGCGCCGAGGGACCCAGUCCCUUACCUGCCGCCGGUCGCCAAACUGCCGCACGAGAAGAAGACCCGUGGCUAUCUGGGCGUUGGGAGUUUUAUGGAUUUGUUUGAAGAUCCCGAAGACACGCCUCCUCCAACAAAAAUUGAAACCCGAGAAGAACGACUAGAGCGCCGUCGUCGUGAGAAGGCCGAACAGGUUGCGUACAAGUUAGAACAAGAAAUUGCUCUAUGGGAACCGCAUUCAGUUGCAAAUGCUACAACAGAUCCAUUUAAAACAUUAUUUGUUGCUAGAAUUAAUUAUGAUACAUCUGAAUCAAAAUUACGAAGAGAAUUUGAACUUUAUGGUCCUAUAAAAAAGAUUGUUGUCACACAUAAUAAGAUUGAUGGUAAACCGAGAGGGUAUGCUUUCAUUGAGUACGAAUAUGAACGUGAUAUGCAUUCUGCUUAUAAACAUGCUGAUGGAAAAAAGAUUGAUGGACGCAGAGUGUUGGUGGAUGUUGAGAGAGCACGCACAGUCAAAGGAUGGCUUCCCAGAAGAUUGGGAGGUGGAUUAGGUGGUACUAGACGAGGUGGACCAGAAGUCAAUUUGAAACAUUCUGGUAGGGAAGAUAAUGAACGAGAAAGAGAAAGGUAUGCUCGUGAAAUGGCUGGUAGUCGUUCCGGACGUAGUGUUACUACAGAAAGAGACCGAGAACGUGAUUACCGUGACCGUGAUAGGGAUCGUGAACGUGAACCAAGGCGUCCUCGUAGUAGAGACCGCGAAAGAAAACGUCAUCGUUCUAAGUCACGUUCUCGCGAACGCAAGAGACGUCGUAGCAGAGAUCGUGGUGCUAGGGAUGCAGAGUAUGAUGAAGUUGAGGAGGUUCCCGUUACCAAAUCUAGAGAUAAAGAUCAUGAUCGUGAAAGAAAAAGAAAGCGCAGUCGUUCUAGGGACCGUGAACGUAAGAAGGAUCGCAAAGAAAGAGAUCAUCAUCGCCGAGACAAGAGUAAAGAUCGCCGUGAUAAACAUGAUAAAGACAAUUCUGAACGUGAUGACAAAAUUCAUAUUAAACAAGAACCUGUUGAUGAAUAUGACAAUAAUUAUGACAGUUACAAUAAUGACUAUGAUAGUUACAACAGUCCUCAUGAUGAUUAUGAUCCAGAUAUGGUUAAAAAAGAAGAACCUGAUGAAGAAACUGCAAAUGGUAGCCGUUACAGCAAUGAUGUAAUAUGAUAUAAUGGACUGUCUUAUACUAUAUUGUCUAUUUUUAACAUAAGUAAAAUUGUAAAACUUAAGACAAAUGGAAUUUAAAAAGUAAUAACUAUUGUUUAGUUCAAUGUUUUAAAACAAAUUUCUGUUUCUAUGUGUUAGUAAGUAUAUAAAUUCCACAUCUUAAUUUUA
Myzus persicae (green peach aphid) is the source of this 1593-nucleotide messenger RNA. RefSeq names its product U1 small nuclear ribonucleoprotein 70 kDa (gene snRNP-U1-70K). The record is from RefSeq and is a predicted model, not a curated record. Bases 181 to 1425 code for a protein of 414 amino acids. Gene Ontology annotation, molecular function: mRNA binding; U1 snRNA binding. Gene Ontology annotation, cellular component: precatalytic spliceosome; U1 snRNP; U2-type prespliceosome. The transcript is spliced from 10 exons. Lineage: Eukaryota; Metazoa; Arthropoda; Insecta; Hemiptera; Aphididae. Gene Ontology annotation, biological process: mRNA splicing, via spliceosome.